Penicillium odoratum is the source of this 1743-nucleotide messenger RNA. RefSeq names its product MFS transporter. Bases 1 to 1743 code for a protein of 580 amino acids. The record is from RefSeq and is a predicted model, not a curated record. Gene Ontology annotation, molecular function: transmembrane transporter activity. Lineage: Eukaryota; Fungi; Ascomycota; Eurotiomycetes; Eurotiales; Aspergillaceae. The transcript is spliced from 3 exons. Gene Ontology annotation, biological process: transmembrane transport.
AUGGAACCAAACCACCCCUCUCGUCAAGACUCCCAUACCUCUACGACAAGUGAUGAUGACGAAUUAGCCACCUAUACUACCGGACAGGAUCGUCGAAGCUUGAACGAUGACUUGGAGACGGCAACUAUCACCAGACGGCCGACUGCCCUCCAGGAAGUUGAGCUCGAGCGCAUCCAGACCUAUCGCCUUCAACACAAGUCAACGGUUGGAUCUGGAAUCGGAAAAGUCCCCCGCGAACAAUGGCUGCCAAUGGGAGCAGGAAAGCCAUUCCCUCCAGAUCUACCCGAUCCAGAACAAUUCGUCGUGGAAUUCACAGGUGUCGAUGAUCCUCUACAUCCGCAAAAUUGGUCACUGGCGAAGAAGAUCACCAUUUCAGUGGUUUUGGCGUACACAACCUUCGUCGCAUCGUUUUCCAGCGCGAUUUUCUCCGCCGGUAUCAGUGAGAUCGACAAAAGGUUUCAUAUCAGCAGUGAGGUUGCCACCCUGGGUGUGACGCUAUAUGUGCUGGGGUUCGCGUCCGGGCCUACUUUAUGGGCACCGGCGAGCGAAUUGAUUGGCAGAAGAUGGCCAAUCUGUGUCGGCAUGUUUGGAUUCUCGAUCUUCACGAUUGGGACAGCGACAUGCAAAGACGUGCAGACACUCAUGCUGACUCGGUUCUUUGCGGGAUUUUUCUCAGCAAGCCCGAUUGCCAUUGUCCCGGCCGUCUUUGCCGACAUGUAUAAUAAUCAGACUCGCGGAAUUGCAAUUGCGAUGUUUGCGAUGGCGGUGUUUGUCGGCCCCUUUGCAUCCCCGUUCACCGGUGGCUUUAUCACCGACUCAUACCUUGGUUGGAGAUGGACGAUGUAUAUCGCCAGUAUCAUGGGGUUUCUGGCAACCGGGCUCUGUCUUGUCUUUCAAAAGGAGACUUAUGCCCCAACCAUCUUGGUCGAAAAAGCCGUCACACUCCGCAGGCAGACGCAUAACUGGGGUAUACGUGCGAGACAGGAGGAAGUUGAGCUGGACUUGCACGAACUGAUUACUGUCAACUUUAGUCGACCAUUUCGCAUGCUAUUCACCGAGCCGAUUGUGUUUCUCAUUUCCCUUUGGAUGAGCUUUGUAUAUGGCUUGAUCUAUGCUCUCCUCAGUGCAUAUCCUGUCGUCUUCCAAGAAAUUCACGGAAUGAACCUUGGUGUUGGAAGCCUUCCCUUCAUUGGUCUGAUUAUAGGCGAGCUCUUUGCUGGAGUAUAUAUUUUGUAUGAUCAAAAGUCAUACUCAAAGAAGUUGGCCGCCAACAAUAACGUCCCCAUUCCUGAAUGGCGUCUUCCACCAUCCAUCGUCGGAGGCGUGUUCUUCACCGUGGGACUUUUCUGGUUCGGUUGGACAGGAUGGACUAAAUCGAUCCAUUGGAUGGCCCCAACAGCAAGUGGUGUGAUCACUGGCUUCGGAAUCUACGUGAUCUUUCUGCAGUGCUUCAACUAUCUGAUUGACUCAUACUUGACAUUUGCCGCGUCAGUCUUUGCUGCAAAUACCAUCAUCCGUUCAUCGGUUGGAGCGGCAUUUCCUCUCUUCUCAAAACAAAUGUUCAACAAUUUGGGAGUCCAAUGGGCUGGUACUCUCCUUGGAUGCCUUGCUCUUAUCAUGGUCCCUAUUCCACUCUUAUUUAUCAAAGUCGGGCCUGCCUUGCGAAAGAGGUCCAAGUUUGCGCCGACUGGGGACCCGCGCCCAACGACGCCGGUUGAGAAGAAUGAGCGGGCGAGUGUAUAG